AAAUUUUUUUUUUCAAUUUCAUCUAUGUCACGCUUAUGACUUUAUCUAUGUAAAGAAGGGGACGUGCAUCGAUGCUCGUAAUCAAGGAAUAGAAAGAAAAAGGAGAACAGAUGAACACUAUUGCGCAUGCGUAAAGAACAAAGAGGAGAAUUUGAGACCUACCGACCCAUCAAAAAGGGCCUACUAUUCUUUUUCACUUUCUUCACAACUGAUUCUCAAACGGCUUUAAGUUGAUGUUAUACUUUUUAUUGCAUAAAGAUAAUUUAUAGUUUGAGUUAAAAUGACAACAAUAUUAUUACAAACUGGUUUAAGAUUUGUAAUUUCUAAUAAGUGUUUUGAAAAAAUAGCUCUUUUAUAUUGUAAAAUACCACAAAAACAAAAUACCAUUCAAUCAUACUAUAAACAGUAUCAUAAAUAUGUUCCGGAAACGUAUAAUACAAAAAAUGUGCAUCAAAUAAGUACUUCAAUCUCUUUAAAUGAAGAAAUAAUUGAUAACGAUUCAGACAAUGAACAAGAAAGGGGACAAUCAAUUUUUUGGAGAAGAAAAAUGCGAACAUUACAUAAUCAUUUGGAUGUUAAUAAAGAUGGUAUUAUUAGUUAUGAUGAUUUUAUGUUGUUUAGAAAAAGAUUUUGCGACUUAGGACAUUUGAAUUUAGAAGCUAAAGUUGAAUUCAAAAAAGUAUUAAAUAAAAUGUGGGAAGAACAAUGGGGAGAAAUUAGUCCAUAUAAUCUUAUUUGUGUUGAAAAAUAUCUGGAAAAAAUGCAACAUGUUCUUAAUGAUUCAUCAUUGAAAAAAAAAUGUCAUCAUUUUUUGCCAUUUUUAUUCAAAGCAGUAGAUAAAGACCAUAAUGGUGAAAUUUCUAUACAAGAAUAUAAGUUAUUUUUUCAAUGUUUAGGACUUACACAUGAUGAUGCAGUUAUCUCCUUCAAUCAUAUUGAUAUUAAUGAUGAUGGUAAAAUUAGUUCCAAAGAAUUUAUAAUAUUGGGUCGUGAAUUUUUCUUAACAGAAGAUCCUACAAAACCCAGUAAAUAUUUCUGGGGUCCAUUGAUAGAUUAAAUUUCUUAUUGCAAGCCUAUA
Messenger RNA from Apis dorsata (giant honeybee), 1078 nucleotides. RefSeq names its product sarcoplasmic calcium-binding protein (gene CBP). NCBI's taxonomy places the organism in Eukaryota, Metazoa, Arthropoda, Insecta, Hymenoptera, Apidae. The record is from RefSeq and is a predicted model, not a curated record. The transcript has 6 exons. The coding region runs from base 281 to 1057 and encodes 258 amino acids. Gene Ontology annotation, molecular function: calcium ion binding.